GGCAAGGCCUGUGUCAUGAGAGUGGUGGGUUACACUCCUCUCUGGCUUUUGACUCUCCUGCAGAUGUAUUCUCUGAUGCUUUCCAUAGCACCAUGGUCAAGGCCCUAAACAGGCAUGGGACUCACAGAUCAUAUCUUUAUCUGCGAAUCAACAGCAUAUCGACACUUAGAACACGCACUGGAUGCCUACCACAUCUUAACACAUUUGUCAAAGAUGAAUAUCAACUCACAGCUAUCCUCUUAGAGUACAUUCUCAAAAUGAAAGAGCUGAAUUGGAUCAAUUACAAUGAAAGGAGGAUGCAAAAUUUUGUUGAUGAGUUGAACAGAAUUCAUGAUACACUAGUCUAUCACAAUGAUGUUCAUCCCAGGAAUAUGAUGAUUGUGGAAGAGGAUCCAGAAAGGACAAUUUGA
Messenger RNA from Blastomyces gilchristii SLH14081, 410 nucleotides. RefSeq lists its product as uncharacterized. The record is from RefSeq and is a predicted model, not a curated record. The transcript is spliced from 2 exons. NCBI's taxonomy places the organism in Eukaryota, Fungi, Ascomycota, Eurotiomycetes, Onygenales, Ajellomycetaceae. The coding region runs from base 93 to 410 and encodes 105 amino acids.